AUCGCUGAACACUUUUUCGAGGUAAAGAACGCCGAUAAAAUUAAAGCAGAACUUAAUACUGUCGCAUUGAUAGCAAGAAGAAAUUUGCCGCUUAAAGUGCUACUGCAACAAAAUUUUCGAAUUGUCUUUUUUGGCCUUAAAAGAAACUUCAAUCUUUGCUGAGAAAUAUGAUAUAAAAAUAAUUAGCAGCAACACAUUAAAUUGUUUACAAAAGGCCGCCAAAGUUAUGAGGUCAUGGCGAAUUUCGCACAUCGCUUGUGACGUAGAAAGUAGAACACAUUGCAAACAGCAAACAACAACAAAGCGCACUCCGGUCAGACGUCAGUAGAUGCCUGUCGAAGAUGGAUUCAUUUUAGUUUUACCAAAUUAAAGCAAGAUGCUGGACAGCGAAUACAGCAGCACCAAAAGUAUUUCAGAGCAAUUUUCAUUAAUCGAUAGUUCAACUGACGGAGAUUAUGAAGUUGUGAACUUACAAGCUCACGCUCCAUACCAAGACGAACCACUGGCUCUGCCUGGGCAAGCGCGAGUGAAUUUUGAGGAAGACAAGGAUGGCAUUCCUCGUGAAACACUGGAGGCCAGAUUCGAGAAGAGAGUUGCUGUGAAUGACUGGUGCUCGUGUUCACAGUGUAAAGAUGAACUGUUGGUGGGUGCGUUAGAAUACAGAUGCUGCAGGGAAGUACACUGUGCUAUUGGCAAGGCAGUUUUUGAUGGCACAAUUGAUGGAAUAACAUGUAUCAUCCAACACCGCAAUUAUAACGCAUUGGUCAAUACAGAGGUCCUGAUGAUGGUUGGGCCUUUAUUGAAAGACUCGCAAGGGCGAGCAUACAAGCGAAGAGCAGGACAAGGCAGAAACGAGUAUCUUAGGGCUGUUGCCUACAGAUGGCUAAUUCGUUGGUUCUGUGGUUACCUUGGUUGGGACAACAGAAGACCACUGCCAGCCUGCAUAUACCAUAACAUAAGGACGAAAUUCCAGACAGCUGCUACUACUGGUUAUGCAGAUAAUGAAUAAGACUUUAAGCAUUAAAAUAUUUGAGAGUAACUGUUUAGAUCUGACUCAUUUUCAGUAAAAAUAUGCAAACAUUUCAAAUGUGCCAAAACUUAUGAAUCUGAGGGUCCAAAAGCUCUACAAAAUGAGCUACAGAAUAUGGCUUUUGCCCUCAUGUUUCACUACAUGUUUGUUCCAAAUAUCAGUAUAAGUAGCAGUUGCUCUCAAACAUUUCCAGUCAGUUUAUUUGUUUGAGUGUAUUUAACUUUUGCUAAUUUCUAACCAGUAAAUUUUAAACUUAACCCUUUCCAUACUGAGGUCCACUUUUUUUAUACAAGUUUUGGUAGAACACAAGUGGACUUCAAAUACCGAAAGGGUAAGGCUCUUUUGAUAAAAGCAAAUACUUUCUUUUGCAAAGAAGAGAGAGAUCUGGAGUGUUUCACCAAAAAUCAGUCACACUUUCCACGUUUAUGCCCCUUUGUUGGUUUCCCACAUUUUUUGCAGCAGCGGUUGGUCUUUCUUUUUCUUGUGCUUUCAGCCAAUACAGCUGGUUUCAUUAGGCUUAAUUGCAAGGAUUCUUGUUCAUUUUCUGUGCAAAAAAUUAAACCAACAAUAUAACCACAAAGGCAAAAUAAAAGUGUACCACAACCAAAACCUGUAUUUUGAUUGCAACAUUAGCUGCUGCUGUGCAAAUGUACAUUCUAUAUAAAUAUACACAAAUUAUGAUUUCAGUGAUUAUGAUGGGAAAGGGUAUUGACCCAAAGAUCCCAGAUUGAAUCUGGUCAAUCUAUUCUUACAAAUAUGAACAAUAAGAAUUUGCAAUUACCCCAUUUUCUAUGAGACCUUGAACCAAUGAUUUCUAAAUGGUCCCUUUCAUAAGAAAUUUAUAUAUAUCUUGAUGGAAAACUAGGCUUUCUGUUUAACAAGUGGUUUUCCCUUGCUGUAUGAUCCAGUAUCCCAGUGUAAUUACAUACUGUAUUUCAUCAACAGACAACAGUAUGUGAAGGUUUUUGUCCAAAUAACACAAGAAAAUAUUUUACCUGUAGGGUACAUUGGUGUAGUAGUGCUCUGCUUUAAAAUAUAUUCAGAGAUGGCACCAUUCUUUUGACGUCUGUUUGGGAACUGAGCAGUUAAAGGCUCUGGCACUUUCCGUGUGUACUUUUCCAGGACACUCCCAAGCUCCUCCAAGGGCGUGCUGAACAAAACAUUUCUUAUAUUGUCCACAUAUGCUGCAAUAUGAGGAAAAAUUUAUACAAUUUCAUGGUCUGUAGAUACUCUGGCGCACUGUUACAUAGUAACUGUUUUAUUUUUAAUUCUGAUGCAUAAAGCUAAAUGUGUUUCAGGCUAAUUAACAAUGGCAGGCAAUAUUUUUAUGCAUUAUUAGUCUCAUAACAAUUUUUAACUUGUGGGGUACAAAGCACUCAGUGAAGUUAACUGGAUAGACUACUUUUAAGUUAAAGUCCAACACAAAGAAGUGAUAGAAAAAAGAUAUCAUCCUUUAUUCAUUUAAUUUCAAGACAACAUUAAACCUCAUCAACUAGAAUCAUUUCAUGUCUUUCAAAUAUUUUGCAAGCAAUUGUAACAUUGUGAGUUUUGUGACUCUAACAACAGAACUAACAAAGCCUUUCUCACUGAAGCAGUCUGUAACACAGAAUACCUUUGUUUGAUGUCAAAAUUAGUAGUAAAAUAACAAUUUUAUUGGUUUACUUACCGUAUGUAGGGGGUAUGGCAACU
This is a messenger RNA of Rhopilema esculentum, 2719 nucleotides long. NCBI's taxonomy places the organism in Eukaryota, Metazoa, Cnidaria, Scyphozoa, Rhizostomeae, Rhizostomatidae. The record is from RefSeq and is a predicted model, not a curated record.